Messenger RNA from Knipowitschia caucasica, 309 nucleotides. The record is from the annotation of a GenBank genome assembly. Lineage: Eukaryota; Metazoa; Chordata; Actinopteri; Gobiiformes; Gobiidae.
AUGGGGCACAAUGGCUUCCCCAAACCUUGCGAACACAAGUACUGCGGUCUGGGCCGACACUGUGUGGUGGACGAGGAGACCGGCCUGGGGGAGUGCCGCUGCUUGGACCAGUGCAAGCCUCACUACAAGCCGGUUUGUGGAUCAGACGGACAGCUCUAUCCCAACCACUGUGAGCUGCACCGAGCCUCGUGUCUGCGCGCACAAAAUAUCACCAUCCUGCACAACGACGACUGCUUCUACAAAGGUAAGAGCUCAGCUUGGUACCAGUGUGGAAUGGACUGUGUUCAUAGUGAACAACUGAGGCCUUGA